GAAGGAGUAGAUUGUUGGAUGUUUUUGAGAGUAAAAACAUUGCAGAACUAACAACAAUGGUGCAUUCGAGGGCAAACGAAAUCUGGAUUUACUUCGAUAACAAUAAAGAAGAAGGUGUUGCCACGUGUAAAACCUGUCAACAGCGUUUAAGGAAUAAUCGUAGCUAUAACUUGCGGCAACAUUUACGUAAAUUGCACAACAUUGAUUUGGAACCAAGGCCAGAAGAAUUACCCCAUUGUUCGCCCCAGCCGUAUGAUGAAUCGCAAAUAAAAGAUUUGCUAAAGGUAGCGAAGCGUAGAAUGCUCGAAGAUCAAGAAAUGGCCGCGAAAAGAGCUCGCAGAUGUCUGCCGAUUGAAUUGGAGAAAUCAACUAUGAUCAACGCUGUGAUGGGUUUAGUUGUUCACGACGGUUUGCCACUAAAAAUUUUUGAUUCUAAAUACAUGAAGGCAUUGCUAAAUCCCAUAUGCGAAUCAAUUUCUGAUCUUGGGGGCAAAGAAUUUCAUAUUACGAAAAUUAGAUGUCAUCACGCUGUCGAUUUAGUGGCUGAUUAUAUAAGGAAAUGCUUUGCUAGCGAUUUAACUUGGAGAUUGUUAUCAUUAAAAUUUGAGAGUUUUUUAGAAUCGAAACCAGGUAUACGACGCGUUUUUGCUCAAUAUGUUCACAAGGGUCAAGUGGCAGCGCACAUUCUAGGGAUUAUCGAUUUCAACAUCAAUAGCUCAGAGAAAAUCGAGAAGAAGCUGAAAGAAUUGCUGGACAAAUUUCAUAUCGAUAUGAAGCAAGUUAUCGCAGCUUGUGAUUACAGUAGACCAAGUUGGCAUGGAAGCGAAAUGAGCAAUGCCGAGUAUAUGGAUUAUAUUGAUAAGUUUGAAGAGUAUAACGAAAUUGCAAUCAAAGACAUCAAAAUCUCCCGCCCCUUAGGUCAUAUAGCGCAACUGUGUGCCUUUGAUGUAAUAAAAAAUGAAGAUGUUUACAGUUAUAUUCUGGAAUGCCGAAAUUUGGCUCGAUUUCUUAGUAAUCCGAGUAAUGGCUAUUACGAACUUCUCGAAAGCAAAGAGCUGCGAAUACCGAAAGUCGAUUCACCCUGUGUUUGGGGCUCAACGUACGUUAUGAUGGAAGCUUUAAAAGCCACUGCCGUUGUACUAAGAAAUAUUAAAUUCGAACCACUCGAACAAGAAGAAGACAAAUUUAAUCUUAACGAAGAUCUAUGGAGUUUCAUUGAAUCGUAUUGUAUAGCAAUGGGUUCCCUUCAAAAGGCGAUUAUCAAGUUCAGUCAAGAGGAGGUGCAUUAUGGCGACUUUUAUGCUCAAUGGCUUAAAACUAAGCUGAUGACAGAAAAAUUGCACGAGAUACAUAGAAAUAAGAAGAAAUUUUGCUUAAAGUUGAUCACUCUCUUACUGCAAAGUUUCGAAGAUCGAAGCAAAGAGAUACUUCGCCAUAAACAUUUGUACGCAUGUUUAUUUUUAGAUCCACGUUUUCAGCAUACUUUGACUUUGCAAGAAAAACUUGAGGCCAUCUCGUAUCUGAAGCAGCUGUGGAAUCGUGCCAAAGUUUUUCAAUCUAACGCAAUUGAAGAGAAGCGCAUUCCAAUUGGUAGCGAUAAUGCCAACAAUCGGGUAGGGCAACCUACAGAGCUUUUGGACGACGAAGAUGCUUUCUUGAAUGAGUUUCUUAGCCAAGAUAUACCGAUCCGAGAUAGAACGGUAGACGAUGUGCAUGUGAAAAUUGAAAAAUUUAAAUUACCCUUUCAACUGGUCGACACUAAUGUGCUGCAGUUUUGGCAAGAGCAAAAUUUCAGCGAACCCGAACUCUAUAUAUUGAGCUCUGUUUGCUUUGCUAUGCCAAUUACACCGAUACCGCAAAAGAUCAAAACACUAUGUUCUCUGUUAAAAUCACUCACGAAUGAUAACAGUGGUGACCCAAGUGGUAGAACAUUGGAAAAUUUAACAUUUAUACGUUUAAAUAUGCAUUUGUUGAGUAAAACUAUAGCUGCUUUGCCUUUAUUUGAGCAACGACCCCUAAUAAUUGAAAAUUUCAACAAGCAUCGUAAACUUGACACCAAAAACUGCCAUUUGUAA
Messenger RNA from Glossina fuscipes, 2075 nucleotides. RefSeq lists its product as uncharacterized. NCBI's taxonomy places the organism in Eukaryota, Metazoa, Arthropoda, Insecta, Diptera, Glossinidae. The transcript has 3 exons. The record is from RefSeq and is a predicted model, not a curated record. The coding region runs from base 57 to 2075 and encodes 672 amino acids. Gene Ontology annotation, molecular function: DNA binding.